AUGACGACAAGGAGAAGCGAAGCCAUUAAGCUCGAAUCCUGUUCGCCGACAAGCGUGAGAAGCCGAGCGUCACAGCCCGCUUUUGUCACGUUUACCGAAAGGAAGCUCCUGACGAAAGAAGAAAGGCUACAGGAGGAAGAACAAAAGAAGGCAACGUCCUACGAACGGAUUUUUGAGCAGUAUUCAUCGGCCAGGCUCAUAACGUUGAGCGAGACGGCUAUAGAGUGUAUAAAUGAAUUUAUCGAUCGGAACCACUGCGUGUUUUGUGAGAGGAGAAUUCGUGUUUCGGCGAAAAAUCGCAUGGCUGACGAAUUGGAAAUGGCGUGCAUAGCCCAUUUGCUCCUGCAACACCCAGAGAGUGAUGUGACCAGAGAAGUCAUCGCGCACAAAAGGUACAUACUAUAUCGUCGUCAUGAUCCGAACACGCUGCCGUAUCCGUUUCGUCUGGAGAUCCCCGAGCACUGGGAGAAAGUGUUGACCUGCUCAUCCUGCUUAACAGAACCAAUAAAAAAGAAGACAUUGUGCGACCUAAUGAUUCAUUGGAAAUCGUGCCUGGUGUCUGCUAACAGGCCCAAAGUGGUGGUUACGAGAAAUGGAUCAACGUACUUUCGCUCGACCGCGGCAAGCAACCCGAUAGUUGAUCAUGCCAUGGAUAAAAAACUCGCCAAGCAGGCAAUAUUGAAGGAGACUGAUCAGAAAUUGAGCACCAGUCGUGGUCUGUGUUCAUUAUGUAAUACCAAAUGGAAGCGAUCUCAAGUGAUUCCCGACGAGGUCAGCUGUUUGUUCCAUCUGAUCAUCGCCCAUAGCGAUCAACCGGAAUAUGCCAUGGAAUUAGGAGAAGAGAUUCAAGCUGUCGAUGCCUUUCCGUUUUUGGAUGUUGCAGCAUCUAUUGAGGCAACUACAGCGGCCGGAUCAGUGGUAUUACGAUGUUCGAAAUGCAGCUUUCGCUCGAGGUUCGAUGGAAGCAAUUUCUAUCGUCACGCAACUCGCGAACAUAUGGAUCGGGAUGAACGAUGGCUGACUGGAAAGCUUGGUGUGACCAAGUGUUCUUUCGGUUGCACACUACGCCACAGAUCUGAGUCGAAAUGCAUCUCGCCGUCCGAAUAUAUGCUUAUCCAUUUGGCGAUGAGUCACACAUUGGAGCAGCCGAAGAAAACGAGGAAGCGGUUAAUAAAGCUGAUUGACAAGUCCCCGCCAUCCACAAUGAUCGACCUCAAGCGAACGUUGAAGGCCGUGACCGCUGGUAAACCGCGUGUAUAUUGCGGAAUUUGUCAAGAAAAGGGUUAUCGCCUCAGCAGCUUUCUCAAACAUUUGAGACACCACGCUGCCCCGGUGCCUGAAUCUGAAUUCCGUUGCCGAAGGCGGCUCGAGGAGGUCAAGGUGGAAUCGCAGAAGCUUGAAGAAUACUCGGGUGCCUCAAGCGCGUCG
Molecule: messenger RNA, 1428 nt
Organism: Mesorhabditis spiculigera
Lineage: Eukaryota; Metazoa; Nematoda; Chromadorea; Rhabditida; Rhabditidae
Source: the annotation of a GenBank genome assembly